GUUGCCUUCGAAAAAAAAAAAUAAAAUAAAAAAGUAACGCAUCACAAAAAUUAAGGUGACCAUCGAGGUGAUGCGCAAACGUUCGUGCAAACCGCGCAAUGAUAGAACUGCCACAUAAUCAGGAGCGAUAUUGUAUAUAUAAAAUACAACUGAUUGGAGAAUACAGCUGAGCCACCAGGCUGCUGCUCCAUUCUUCACGAAUUUGUUAGCCAUUUGUAGGAACAGAUUGGCCUCCUUGAAAAAGGAACGAUCAGCAGCGACCGCGGCAACGGCAACGAAGAGCUAAUUUUGUUCGCUUUUUUUUUGGUGCCUGCGAGUGGGGGCCCCCAACCCAAAGCAUCCACGCAGGGCGCAAAAAUGAAAUUCAACAAGAGGAAGAAAUCCUUUAAGAUAAAGAAGAAAAACUAUGGAGGUAGGAAGGAGCAGGAGGACAACUCCGAGAUAGAGUCCGACGAUAUACUCUCCUCGGAGGCAUCGGAAAGUGCGAACCUGAGGACGAAGCUGGGGAAGAAGAAAAAGCGCCACAUCGCAUCGGUUGAGGGGCAGAUAACAGAUGAAGACGCUACAGAUGGCGAUGCAUCCGAUGGCGAUGCAAGUGACCUCGAGGAGGACGGCCCCAGUGGAGACGAAAACGGAGACGCCUUCAAUAACCCGGAGGAGAGGAAAAUACACCUGGCCAAAAAGUACCUCCGAGAUAUGGGCAUCCAAAGCAGCGAUGAGGAGAAGUCCCAAAGUGAUUCCCCUGCGAACAGUGAUGAGGAGGACAAUUCGGACUCAAAUUUCAGCGACAACCGGUACUCCCACGGAAAUGAGGAGCAGAAGGAACGAAUAACCAAACUGAUGAUGCAAAGGGAGAGGCAAAAGAGCAGGAAGGCGCUCCUAAAUUUGGGAAAUAAAAUAAAAAUUGUGCAUGACGAGAAGUUGGCUGCUUCGAAAGGGGUUGUCAAGCGGGGGCCAGCUUGCCUGAACCGUUCAGGGGGAAGCGGUGGAAGCGGCGAAAGCGGUCAGAGCGGCCAAACUGGUCAACGCGGCCAACCUGGCAAGAGCAGCCAAACUGACCUGCUUUCUGAAGAGGCCUUCUUCUUCCGCGGACACAAAAAGAGCGUGACGUGCGUUGCCUGCCCAGACUUUAACCUCUCCUUCUUUGACUACUACGAGUACGAUGCGGGGACCGCCGAGCGUGAGGGGUGCGACGCCUACGCAGGGUACAACAGCGGGAAGUUUUACAGAGAGGACAAUCCCCGGAGCAGCCCGCAGGGAGACGACCCCCUUGGAGGCGACCCCCUUGGAGACGACGCCCAACAGGUCAUGCAGCCGAAGGUGUUCCCCAAUGUUUCCCUCAGCACAGCCUACACGGGGGGCAAAGACGCCUGCAUCAUCGAGUGGGACUUAGCAAGAGGAGAGAAGGUUCACAUUUAUAAAGGAAACCCCAGCGCCUUCCAGCAUUUCGGAAGGAGCAACGGAAUAAGUCAUUUCAAAAGCGUAAUGGAUUUGUAUUGCCACAAAUUUAAUUCCUUCUUCAUCUCUGUUGGGGCGGACAAUUUAAUAAGCACAUGGGAUAACAGGGUGAAAAAGACCUGCACCCAUUCCAUAGUUGGUCAUAAAAAUGUCAUCAGCGCAAUUGUUGGGAGCAAUGAAAAUACAGAUGAGCUGAACAUGGAAUAUAACUUCUUCACGUCCUCCUACGAUAAAUCGAUUAAAUUAUGGGACUUGCGUUUUUUGGAAAAAUGUAUCAAUACGUAUAUGGGACAUACCAACAACAUUUUAAGCAUGACUUCUUUAACUCAAAAUAAAUUAAUUACCAGUUCGAGUGAUUAUACACUCCGUUUUUGGAACACCAAAAAUGAUAACCAUCUUUUGUUUAACUUAAAUUACGAAAUUGUGGAGUCCUGCUGUUCCCUUAACAACAGGGUUUUCAUCGCGGGGACGUUUUCUGGCCAUAUUUACAUUUUGUCAUCUUCUUAUAAGAAGCCCAUUUGUAUUUGCAAAAAUGCACACAAUUCGUAUGCAGUGACGGCCCUGGUUAGCAUCCCCUUCACGGACAUUUUCAUUUCCGGAUCGUACGAUGGUUAUGUAAACUUUUGGCAGUACAAAAGCGUUAGUAAAACGUCGGCUACUAUGCGGAAGGUCCUGGCCGUGCCCGUGGACGGCGCGGUGAGCAAGUUCUCCUUCUCGCCCAACUACGCCUACCUGUUUGCCGCCGUGGGGGACGAGAUGAAGCAUGGCAAGUGGACGCGCACGCGCAGCAGGAACGGGCUGGCCGUCAUUCCGCUGCGCUUUUUGCGGUGA
Molecule: messenger RNA, 2289 nt
Organism: Plasmodium vivax (malaria parasite P. vivax)
Lineage: Eukaryota; Apicomplexa; Aconoidasida; Haemosporida; Plasmodiidae
Product: WD domain, G-beta repeat domain containing protein
Exons: 1
Coding region: 358-2289 (643 amino acids)
Cellular component (GO): small-subunit processome
Molecular function (GO): protein binding; snoRNA binding
Source: RefSeq, a predicted model, not a curated record